AUGGCUGGCCCUGGUGGUGGACCUCCUCGUCGGAGGUACGUCUUUAUGCUUCCUGGCAUCUACGAGUUGCUAACAAGGCAUAGUCACACUAAAUCUCGCAAAGGCUGUGAAACUUGCAAGCGAAGACACAUUCGUUGUGACGAAAACUUCCCUCAAUGCCGUAAUUGUACCAAGCAUAAUUGCCGGUGUCCAUACAUGGACAUGCCUGUGCAAGAAGAAAGAGCAGUAACUCCUGAAAAGGCAGAUCUGUUGUGGACUCCAGAAAUCGAGGCAGAGAUCGAACGUUGGCAACAGACUGGAAGUUUCCCAUUCCCAGACCUAUAUAUCUACCCAGCUCCCGCACCUCAAUUCUUCUCUUUCGACGAUCUUCGCUUGAUCCACCACGUUGCUUCAGUCUCGUCCGAACUGUCUGCCCAUGAUGCCGGUAACUUCACCAUCUGGACUCGUCAAAUUCCGCUGUUUCUCAAAAUCGGAACAGACUACCAGUUUGUUAUGCAUGCACUCUUGGCUUUGUCCGCGACACAUUUGGCAUGGUUAACGGAGUGCCCACUUACCGCGAACAUCGCUUAUGAACAUCGAGGAAUCGCACUUAAGGGUUUGCAUGAGGCAAUCGGUGGAUUCUCCAGGCAGAACUCCGAUGCUGUUCUCGCUGCUUCGCUGUUGCUCUCCUGGCAAGCAACUGAAUGGCGUGGUUGGACCCAAUUGAUGCAUGGGACCUCGUCCGUCAUCGAUGCCAUGCAGCCGUGGAAGAACGAGUCUCAAUUCGGCGACUUUAUUGCAGAGCAAAGCACCUUUCCGACCGCCCCUCCCUCUCCGGCCCCUGGCCACAAGAAGCUUAGCAACCCUCGGAAACAGGAUUUGGAUUCUCUGCAACAAGCUUAUGCCCAACUCCAGAAGGUCGAAGCUCAUCUGAAGGGAAAUGGAGAGGACAUCAAGGCUAUCCAGCAGCUCAUGAGCUUUGUUCGGGGUGUGCGAAAGGUUUCGCCAAGUCACACCGCUGCUCAGCGUUUCGAGAUGCUCAAUCCUCUUCGAGCUUGGUUGUUUUGGCUUCCGGUUAUGUUCUUGCAACAGACUCGAGGAUCUCCAUCUGCGCUAGUCAUCCUGGCCCACUACUAUACAGUUGCAUUGGUCGUUGAGCCACUGUUCCCUGAGGUUGGAGCUGCGUACUUUGGAAGUCUAUCGCUCUGUCCUAUCGAAGAGAUUGCACGAAGACUUUUUUCGAUCAACGUUUCUCAGUCGUCGGACUCGGGUAUGCAAACUCCACUCCACCUCAUGGAGUAUCCCAUCGACAUGGUCUCCAAGUUUCGAAGCCGUAUGGGCUGGAUUCAACCUGAGAGGACUGCCUCAUUCCCGACUUUCCACAGCAACGAGUUCAGCAUGGCUGAGACGUACCCUUCUACAAUCUCGCUCUCUCCAUAUGGCAAUCCGGCAUUCACGUACUCCCAAGAACAUCUCAUGACUAUGCCACCUGAUCCAAUAUCCGCCUCAGCCAUCAGCCCAUUGACACUUGAUCCUUUCACGAACCACUACCUCGGGAUUCCGUCUCCGAGCGGUUUUGGUGGCUACCAUAGCCCAGCUUCUUCAAACUUUGGGGAAGGUUCCAUCGUCUACAGCGACCAGGGAGACGAUUUUGCGCUUUAUGAUGGACAAGGGGGCCCAGGCUCGAAUUUCGGCGGGUUUGUGCUUCCGACCACCGUGUGGAUAUGA
Cadophora gregata is the source of this 1707-nucleotide messenger RNA. RefSeq lists its product as uncharacterized. Bases 1 to 1707 code for a protein of 568 amino acids. Gene Ontology annotation, biological process: regulation of transcription by RNA polymerase II. The transcript has 7 exons. NCBI's taxonomy places the organism in Eukaryota, Fungi, Ascomycota, Leotiomycetes, Helotiales, Ploettnerulaceae. The record is from RefSeq and is a predicted model, not a curated record. Gene Ontology annotation, molecular function: DNA-binding transcription factor activity, RNA polymerase II-specific; zinc ion binding.